Suillus clintonianus is the source of this 744-nucleotide messenger RNA. RefSeq names its product UbiA prenyltransferase family. Gene Ontology annotation, molecular function: transferase activity, transferring alkyl or aryl (other than methyl) groups. Gene Ontology annotation, cellular component: membrane. NCBI's taxonomy places the organism in Eukaryota, Fungi, Basidiomycota, Agaricomycetes, Boletales, Suillaceae. The transcript is spliced from 3 exons. The annotation marks the transcript as partial. The record is from RefSeq and is a predicted model, not a curated record.
AUACUCAUGUUGAGCCUCGCAGCGAGCACCUUGCACAGGGCGUUGCACCACUUCAAGACUGCUUGGCUUUUCACGAGAUCUGAUUUCAAGACAUUCAUUUUCCCAGUGAUGGUAACUGCAAUCAUAGCAUCUCCUCGUCAUACCCCGCUAGCCGUGUGUCGCACUCUGUGCUGGCUCUGGUUCCAUCUCUUGCAGUUCAACGUCUCUAACCAAUCCUACUCCGCUCAGGAAGAUGUCGUGAAUAAACCAUGGCGUCCUUUGCCGUCUGGUCGCAUUAGCGUCGAGGAUGCUCGUUCCUUGCGCUGGGGACUCCUAUUUUUAUGCUUGGGUCUUUCAUCCCUUUUCAGUUUCAACGCGUUGAUAAGUAGUGCGGCGUCUAUUGUGGUCAUGAUCUUGUACGACGAUCUUCGACUCAGCCACCAUCCCAUUUUCAGAAAUUUACGCAAUGUAGCGGCUUUUGUGACUGGUGGAGUCGGUUGUUCGUUGACUCUGUCGGGGGGAUCUUCGCUUGACGGAACGAGCGUAAAAGCAAUUUCCUGCACCGCGCUUGUCAUACUUCUGACAGUCCAUGCACACGAUUUGGCGAAUACCGACGGUGAUCGCAAGUCAGGAAGACGAACUCUGCCGAUUAUAGCGCCCGAAGGGUCUCGUAUCUAUAUGCUUUGUGCACUUCCGCUGCUUUCCUUUGGACUUGCCUCACUGUGGAGCCUCUCUGUAGCAUUUUCUUUGUUUCUAUCGGUUCUG